AUGUCUUCGUACGACCAGUCCAACGAGUUUUCUCAUCAGUUUAAGCACUCGGACUACGAACGCCGGAACUCGGUGGUUUAUGGUUCUCUUGGUAAAGGUGGACUUUUCAUCCCUAAAGACUUUGUAACCCCCCGUGCCAUUGACUCAUUUGUGGAUGAGAACUCGGUGGAAUCAGAUGAACAAAGCCCAUUGAUUGUGGCAGGGCCCAACCACAGACGGAAAUCCACCAUCGAAAGAGACAUUCUUAGAAAGGAGCGUGAGGUGCUCAAGGACAACAAUAUAUUUGUAUCUUCUGACACUGCUGCUGAAGAUGAGGAUGAGGAACACAUUAGAAGAACGUUUGAAGAGGCGGUGGUGGCCAAUAAAAUCCCCGUCACCACCGUGUCGUUGGAAUUGAGGCAUUUGCUCAAGUCGUCCAUUCCUUUGGUGUUGACGUUUCUCUUGCAGAAUUCCUUGAGUACGGUGUCGGUGUUGUCGGUAGGCCAUUUAGGGGCUACCGAGUUGGCGGCAGUGUCAAUGGGUUCUAUGACCGCCAAUAUCACCGGGUACGCCGCCAUACAGGGUGUAGCCACGGCGUUGGACACGUUGUGCCCCCAGGCGUUUGGUGCUAAGAAGUAUCAUCUCGUGGGGGCCUACUUCCAAAAAUGUACCGCUCUUAUCUUCACGUUCAUGUUACCAAUUUUAGUGGUGUGGCUCUUUUUCGGCUACCAGUUGAUCUGUUUGAUGGUUCCCGACAAGGAGACCGCCAAGUUGUCGGCGGUUUACCUUCAGUAUAUAACUCCCGGUAUUCCUGGGUAUAUUUUGUUUGAGUGUGGGAAGCGGUUCUUACAGGCCCAGGGAGUAUACCACAUAUCCACAUAUGUGUUGUUCAUUGCCGCCCCUUCUAAUGCCAUCAUGAACUUCUACUUUGUUAGUAAACUUGGUUACUAUGGGGCUCCUUUGGCCGUGGCCAUAAACUACUGGAUCAUGGCCUUAGGUUUACUUGUAGGAACUGUUUACUUUGUCAAACCCGAACAGACGGCUUCAGGAUUGCACCCAUUAAAGUGCUGGAAUGGGCUUAACGUUAAGGAAGCGUUUGGUGCCUGGGACAAGUUGAUAUAUCUUGCAAUUCCAGGGUUGAUCAUGUUAGAAGCAGAGUUUUUAGCAUUUGAGAUCUUGACAUUAAUAGCUUCGUACUUGGGGACCGUGGCGUUGGCAGCCCAGUCGGUGGGAUCUACGAUGGCGUCCUUGACGUAUCAGAUCCCCUUUGCUAUCGGAAUUGCGGCGUCCACCAGAAUCGCCAAUUACUUGGGAGCAGGUUUGGCCGAAUCCGCUAAGAAAUCGACCCAGGUGGCCUUGAGCUUCGGAUUGGUCAUUUCGGCCUUUAACUUCAUUGUGUUGUUCACUUUUGACCGUCAAAUUGCCAAUAUGUUUACCAGUGACGAGAGGGUCAUCAAGGCCAUUGAAGGAGUGAUGUGGUUGAUUGCAUUGAUGCAAGUGAGUGAUGCUGUUAACGCAAAUUCCGCUGGAUGCUUGAGAGGACAAGGACAGACCAAAAUUGGUGGAAUCGUCAACUUGGUGUCCUACUAUAUUGUGGGCUUGCCCUUAUCAAUUUACCUCACGUUCUACUCCCCUUGGAAAGGUACCUUAGAUGGUCUUUGGAUUGGGUCCACUGUGGCAUUGACUCUCAUUGGAGUGAUCCAGAGUUACUACGCGUUGUUUGCAGACUUCAACAAGUUGUGUGAAGAUGCCAGAAACAGAACCGGCGGUGAUUCAACCGUUUAA
Messenger RNA from Yamadazyma tenuis ATCC 10573, 1764 nucleotides. RefSeq lists its product as uncharacterized. Gene Ontology annotation, molecular function: xenobiotic transmembrane transporter activity; antiporter activity. Lineage: Eukaryota; Fungi; Ascomycota; Pichiomycetes; Serinales; Debaryomycetaceae. The record is from RefSeq and is a predicted model, not a curated record. Gene Ontology annotation, biological process: xenobiotic detoxification by transmembrane export across the plasma membrane. Gene Ontology annotation, cellular component: membrane.